AUGUCUGGAGCUACUGCAAAUGAGACUCUGCCUGAUUUUGGAGGAGGAGGAACUCAGAGGGCAGUUCCAGACGGCCAGGGAAUAGCGGGACUGGGCUGGAGACGCCUCCGCUGCUCCUCCCGCUCCUUCACCCCGCACAUCCCAGCACCCAGAGCCACCCUCCGGCCGGGGAUGCGGGAGCCUUUCUGACACCAGCCACUCCACAAAGUCUUUUUUCCUUACGUUUCAGAGGGGUUUUGGAGGAGAAGUUUUGAUGACCCCAUUUUCCAGGUAUCUGAAUACCCUGAGGGACUGCUGAGAUGUUCCCACAAGCCUUGUUUUCCACUCUCCUUUGUGUGGCUUUAGUUCCUCUACACGCUCAGCUUGAUGUGGAUAAUGGAGACGUCAGUCCUGUUGCCUGUGCAGAAAAGAGGAACUGCCCCAUCAACGUCUACUUCAUCAUUGACACCUCAGAGAGCGUUGCUCUGCAGACUGUGCCCAUCCAGAGCCUCGUGGACCAAAUAAAGCGGUUCAUCCCUGUGUUCAUCGACAAACUGGAGAGCGAGCUCUACCAGAACCAAGUCUACAUCACCUGGCAGUUUGGUGGGCUCCAUUACUCAGAUGUGGUGGAAAUUUACAGCCCUUUAACAAGCAGCAAAGACAUUUACCUGCCCAGGCUGUCCGCUAUCAACUACCUUGGCCGGGGCACCUUCACGGACUGCGCCAUCUCCAACAUGACGCAGCAGAUCCAGACCCAGAUGGCCACCGGUGUGAACUUUGCCGUGGUCAUCACCGACGGCCACGUCACCGGGAGCCCCUGUGGGGGGAUGAAGGUGCAGGCCGAGAGGGCGCGGGACAUGGGGAUCAGGCUCUUCGCGGUGGCCCCCAGCGAGAAGGUCUACGAGCAGGGGCUGCGGGAGAUCGCCAACCUGCCGCACGAGCUGUACCGCAACAACUACGCCAUCACCCAGAGGGACACGCUGGACAUCGACGUCAACACCAUCGACAGGAUCAUCCAAGCUAUGAAACACGAAGCCUACGGUGAGUGCUACAAGAUGAGCUGCCUGGAGAUUGCAGGACCACCUGGUCCCAAGGGAUACCGAGGGCAGAAGGGUGCAAAGGGGAACAUGGGUGAGCCAGGCUCCCCUGGGCUGAAGGGACGACAGGGCGACCCAGGUAUUGAAGGUCCCAUCGGAUAUCCUGGUCCCAAGGGUGUCCCAGGGCUGAAAGGAGAGAAGGGAGAAAUCGGAUCCGACGGACGGAGGGGUGCCCCUGGUUUGGCAGGCAGGAACGGCACUGAUGGACAGAAGGGCAAGCUGGGGAGAAUUGGACCACCGGGAUGCAAGGGUGACCCUGGUGACAAGGGCCCUGAUGGCUACCCAGGAGAUGCAGGAGACCAAGGUGAAAGAGGAGAUGCAGGCAUAAAGGGAGACCCUGGCCGGCCUGGUCGCAGUGGACCCACAGGACCUCCAGGAGAAAAAGGAAGCCCGGGACUUCCAGGCAAUACUGGAGCUCAAGGGCCUGCUGGAAACAAGGGAACUAAAGGUGAAGCAGGAUCCCCUGGACCCAAAGGAGAGCCUGGUCGACGAGGAGAUCCAGGGACGAAAGGCAGCAAAGGCACUCCUGGGGGCGCAGGAGAAAGGGGAGAUCCUGGUCCAGAGGGUCCUCGUGGUCUGCCUGGUGAGGUUGGAAACAAAGGAGCAAGGGGAGACCAAGGACUGCCGGGACCCCGAGGUCCUCCAGGUGCUGUGGGAGAGCCAGGCAGGAUAGGAUCACGUGGGGACCCUGGUGACCUGGGCCCAAGAGGUGACGCUGGACCACCAGGACCAAAGGGUGACAGAGGCAGACCUGGCUUUAGCUACCCUGGACCCAGAGGGCCACAGGGUGACAAGGGUGAGAAAGGGCUGCCAGGACCCAAGGGAGCAAGAGGUGACCUUGGACCAAAAGGAGUGCCAGGGACCAAAGGAGAGAAGGGGGAACCGGGUGAUCCUGGCCCAGGAGGCGAGCCUGGACCCCGUGGUCCACGUGGUGAAGCAGGCCUUGAGGGGACCCCCGGCCCACCAGGAGACCCUGGUCUCACUGAUUGCGACGUGAUGACCUACGUGCGAGAGACAUGCGGAUGCUGUGACUGUGAGAAGCGCUGCGGGGCCCUGGACAUCAUGUUUGUCAUAGACAGCUCGGAGAGUAUCGGCUACACCAACUUCACCCUGGAGAAGAAUUUUGUCGUCAACGUGGUCAGCAGGCUGGGCUCUAUCGCCAAGGACCCCAAGUCACAGACAGGUGCCCGUGUUGGGGUGGUGCAGUACAGCCAUGAGGGGACUUUCGAAGCCAUCAAGCUUGAUGACGAGCGCAUUGAUUCCCUGUCGAGCUUCAAGGAAGCAGUGAAGCGCCUGGAGUGGAUCGCUGGAGGCACCUGGACACCAUCUGCCCUUCAGUUCGCCUACAACAAGCUCAUCAAGGAAAGCAGGAGAGAGAAAGCCCAAGUGUUUGCUGUGGUGAUCACAGAUGGGCGCUACGACCCCCGGGAUGACGACAAGAAUUUAGGGGCCCUUUGCGGUAGAGAUGUGGUCGUCAACACCAUUGGCAUAGGAGACAUGUUUGACCAGCCAGAGCAGAGCGAGACCCUGGUCUCUAUCGCCUGCAACGAACCCCAGCGAGUCCAGAAGAUGAGGCUCUUCUCGGACCUGGUGGCAGAAGAAUUCAUUGACAAGAUGGAAGACGUGCUCUGCCCAGAUCCACAGGUCGUCUGCCCUGAGCUGCCCUGUCAGACAGAGCUUGCUGUGGCCCAGUGCACCCAGCGCCCCGUUGACAUAGUUUUCUUGCUGGAUGGCUCGGAAAGGAUCGGUGAGCAGAAUUUCCAGAGCGCCCACCGCUUUGUGGAGGAGGUGGCCCGGCAGCUCACGCUGGCCAGGAGCAGCAGCGACAACAUGAACGCCCGGAUCGCGCUGCUGCAGUACGGCAGCGAGAGGGACCAGAACGUGGUCUUCCCGCUGACCUACAACCUGACAGAGAUCUCCCUUGCCCUGGCGCAGAUCAAGUACCUGGACUCGUCCUCCAACAUCGGGUCGGCCAUCAUUCACGCCAUCAACAACAUCGUGCUCAGCCCAGGAAACGGGCAGCGACUCGCCCGGCGCAACGCCGAGCUCUCCUUCGUCUUCAUCACCGACGGCAUCACGGGGAGCAAGAACCUGGAGGAGGCCAUCAACUCCAUGAAGAAGCAAGAUGUCAUGCCCACGGUGGUGGCCCUUGGGAGUGACGUGGACAUGGAUGUCCUGCUGAAGCUUGGCCUCGGGGACCGGGCAGCCAUCUUCCGGGAGAAGGACUAUGACAGCCUCUCCCAGCCCAGCUUCUUCGACAGGUUCAUUAGGUGGAUUUGUUAAAUGAAGGGCGCGCACACAUCCUCCUCUCACUGAUAUACACACCCCUGGUAUUACCUCUUGUAUUUUCUUCCCCCUGUAUGUUUGCUAGCCCAGAACAGCUGCCCUCAGGGUCCUCCUUUCUAGCCAAAAUCCAGAGAUCUUUAUUGAUUUUCAUGAUGAAGAGUCGUGUAUGUUACAUUUAUGGUGCUAAUUAAAACCCAGAUCAAAGGAGAAUACAGAGCCAUAUAAAGCUUUACACACACCAAGCCAUGACUUGCAUACGUACUGUAAUCCUAGGAGGGCUUAUCAGAGAAGCAAGAAACCUUUCCAGUGUAGCAGGAUGAAUGAACAACUCUAGUUUUCAAAAACUCUCAAUAUCCCUCAGUGUGUCUUGCUCCUCCUUCCUGGGAGCUAUAGGAUAGUGUGAGAGGUUUUGCUGCCUUGCACAGUUGUCUGCAGAUGCUUCUUUUGGGGGUCUAUCUAUCCUAAAUUUCACAAAUCAUCUCUAAGAUCUUUAUUUUCCUGUGGGCCGUAUCUCCCGUGAUUCCUUCUCUUCAUCAGAACCUGCUCAUUUAUUACUGCACCCAAAAUCCUGGCUGAGAGGGGCCUCCUAGCAUCUCACAAAAUACCAGGCAGCCACCAGAGCUGCCUCCCUGUCACCCCAGUGUGCUCAAAGUGUCAAUGGCACCUUCUUCCCGCCAGUAUCUGUUGAGCAAUGCCCAGAUUUGAACUUGAAUUGUGCUGUCUGCAAAAAUAAACAAACCCUUUUCACCCUACCCUGAAAAA
Molecule: messenger RNA, 4124 nt
Organism: Neopelma chrysocephalum (saffron-crested tyrant-manakin)
Lineage: Eukaryota; Metazoa; Chordata; Aves; Passeriformes; Pipridae
Gene: COL6A2
Product: collagen type VI alpha 2 chain
Exons: 28
Coding region: 300-3359 (1019 amino acids)
Source: RefSeq, a predicted model, not a curated record